Molecule: messenger RNA, 2797 nt
Organism: Zea mays
Lineage: Eukaryota; Viridiplantae; Streptophyta; Magnoliopsida; Poales; Poaceae
Product: NADH-ubiquinone oxidoreductase chain 5
Exons: 1
Coding region: 871-2070 (399 amino acids)
Biological process (GO): ATP synthesis coupled electron transport; electron transport coupled proton transport
Cellular component (GO): respiratory chain complex I
Molecular function (GO): NADH dehydrogenase activity; NADH dehydrogenase (ubiquinone) activity
Source: RefSeq, a predicted model, not a curated record
UGAAUUGCCGAGUAGAUAGAUCUGAUCCGGACGCUGCAGUUGUUCCGCGGUGAUACGGACUCGACCCGCUCCUACCCACCCUGGGUGGGGUAUCAUAGCAUGUCGGGAAUCGAGGGGGGACAUACUGGACGUAACAACUCCCGUCGGUUGGGGGCUCUGCCGCCCUGCCUUUCGAUCGAUACACAGUUGAGGAGGCCGAUCACGAACGUGACAGGUGCGGGAGCGAUCCUGGGAAGGCAAGGCUAAGACGGCGCCUUGCAUAUGGGUAGCAAGAGGGCGCUUAUGCCCCGACGGUGGGGCCUUAUGGGGAAGGGCCCAGCCCAAUAGGGACAGCACACCCCCCACUUUAAGCGCAUUUCUGUAUCGACUGAAUAACUCUAUCUAAGGGUGACGUCGGUGGAACCGGUGAACCACGCGAGCUGGUUAGAUGCGUGGGGCAGAGGGCUCGUAGUACCCCCCUUUUCUUGAUCCAGCCUUUUCUUCGUCGGUAGUUAAUCACCUAAAAUCCAAGGGGGUCUGGCCUGCGCGCCAUACCUAUACCCAUACAGUGCCAGGCAGGCGGUGGACUCAUUUUUGGGUUAGGGAAGGGAAGAAGGGGCCUAAGCACGGCAGAUGCCGUACACUUGAGUGGCAAAGGAAAGCGAGACCGUACUUCUUUUGCCAGGCCUGUUCUUACAUAAGCAUAAGGUUCCCGCAGAAGAUCAAGUUGGUGAGCCGUGUGAUGGGAAACCUUCCCGCACGGUUCGGAGAGCACUGAAGACGAAUGAGAGGUUCACCACCACAUCAUUGCAAGGGGAGCUCGCUCGAUUCGCAGAUUGGUCUGACUCGUAAUUCACUUUUGACUCCGUGUUCGAUAGCCUGACCGUAGUGAUGUUAAUUGUGGUUACAUUCAUAAGUAGCUUGGUCCAUCUUUAUUCCAUUUCAUAUAUGUCUGAGGAUCCGCAUAGCCCUCGAUUUAUGUGUUAUUUAUCCAUUUUUACUUUUUUUAUGCUAAUGUUGGUGACUGGAGAUAACUUUCUUCAAUUAUUCCUGGGAUGGGAGGGAGUAGGUCUUGCUUCAUAUUUGUUAAUUCAUUUCUGGUUUACACGACUUCAGGCGGAUAAAGCAGCUAUAAAAGCUAUGCUUGUCAAUCGAGUAGGUGAUUUUGGAUUAGCUCUUGGGAUUUUUGGUUGUUUUACUCUCUUUCAAACAGUAGACUUUUCAACCAUUUUUGCUUGUGCUAGUGCUCCCAGAAAUGAAUGGAUUUUUUGCAAUAUGAGAUUUAAUGCCAUAACUCUGAUUUGUAUUUUACUUUUUAUUGGUGCAGUUGGGAAAUCUGCACAGAUAGGAUUGCAUACUUGGUUACCCGAUGCAAUGGAGGGUCCCACUCCAGUAUCUGCUUUGAUUCAUGCAGCUACUAUGGUCACUGCUGGCGUUUUCAUGAUAGCAAGGUGCUCCCCUUUAUUUGAAUACUCACCUACGGCUUUGAUUGUUAUUACUUUUGCGGGAGCUAUGACGUCAUUCCUUGCGGCAACCACUGGAAUAUUACAGAACGAUCUAAAGAGGGUCAUAGCUUAUUCAACUUGCAGUCAAUUAGGCUAUAUGAUCUUUGCUUGCGGCAUCUCUAACUAUUCGGUUAGCGUCUUUCACUUAAUGAAUCACGCGUUUUUCAAAGCAUUACUCUUCCUGAGUGCGGGUUCGGUGAUUCAUGCCAUGUCGGAUGAGCAAGAUAUGCGGAAGAUGGGGGGGCUUGCCUCCUCCUUUCCUUUGACCUAUGCCAUGAUGCUCAUGGGCAGCUUAUCUCUUAUUGGAUUUCCUUUUCUAACUGGAUUUUAUUCCAAAGAUGUGAUCUUAGAGCUCGCUUACACAAAGUAUACCAUCAGUGGGAACUUUGCUUUCUGGUUGGGAAGUGUCUCUGUCCUUUUCACUUCUUAUUACUCCUUUCGUUUACUAUUUCUAACAUUUCUAGUACCAACUAAUUCAUUCGGGCGAGACAGAUUACGAUGUCAUGAUGCGCCCAUUCCUAUGGCCAUUCCUUUAAUACUUUUGGCUCUCGGGAGUCUCUUUGUAGGAUACUUGGCCAAAGUGUGACCUGUUAGCCCAUAAGUAAGUACUGUGACGAAGCGGCUGUUGCUCACCCGAUACGAUCGUACGAGGUCACAAUUUACCCAACACGAUCAUCCGGGGUGAACAAGAAUUGGGGAUCGGAUGCGGGCGAAAUUCCCGCCAAUGGCUGAGAUGUUCAGUCGACUCCCUCCCCCUUUGUGAGGGUCUGGACCCCUACGAGUGAGCAGAAAAGGGAGGAGGAAAGAGGCCCUGGUGAACCGUCAUAAUAAGUGAACAAGUGUAAGCUUUGCUGCCCGACAGUAUGGAGUACUGACCACACCGAGGGACAGGCCCUGAAGCGAAGGACAGGAACGAGCGGAAUCAAUGUGUUCCAAUUUCUGGCCUUGCACCGACCAUCCAACGGACCAUGGACUAAACGGCCACUGCCUGAAAGGACUAUGCUAUGUCCAGGGGACCGCCGCCCUCCACAAGGUACAUCUUGCGCCUAUGGGCCGCUAUAACUAUCCAAGAAGACACUCGAAAAAGGAUGGAUAAACAAACCUACCCGGUGGACUGCCGAGCUACAAGUCCUACGACACAGGAGCGGGAUUCUCUAAAAAGCCAAGGUCGUGGGUGGCCAAGAGGGCCCACUUGGAGACUUGGGAUCUCAGCAGGAAAUGUGAAGGUUGCUUAAAGCCGGCCGAUAGGCGAAAGAGAAUCCAAAAGUUUUGUUCUGAUCUGAGUAGGCUCAACAUAGGGAAUACCCUAACCC